GCCGAGCCCUGCGGCGAAGCAGCUCCAUCGUCUCCAUCGCCAUGAGCCUCUUCAACCUGGACCGCUUCCGCUUCGAGAAGAGGAACAAAAACCUGGGGCCAGCGCGGGUGGAUUUGCCUGCUUCCGACACCAACGAGGAUGCCGAGACGGGUGGGGAUAAAGGCGCCGGGCCAGAUACCCCGGAAUCAGAUGUGACAGACAAAACGGAAGACUCCAGUGUCCCAGAAACUCCAGAGGCUGAGAGAAGGGCAAGUUUAUCUUAUUUCAAGAAUCCAAGAGGGGUACAAUUCAUUGAUUUGUCAUCUGAUGCCGAAGAUUUUGGUUCCCCAAACUGCUCCAAUAAUAACCAAGAUGAAAUUCCCAAAAAAGAGCCCGUGAUUAUAAUUUCGGAGCCAUCUGAGGACGAACACUCUGAAGACGUGUCCCCUGAAAUGGCAGCUAGAAAUGUUGGCCAAGUUGUUGAGUCGGACUACAUCAAAGAUGCAAAGCUUCAGACUUUGAAGGAACUCUUCCCGCGAAGAAGUGACAAGGAAUUAACUCAGGUAAUUGAAUCAACAAGUACAAUGGACGGAGCAAUAGCUGCCGCUCUGAUGGUGUUUAAUGAGGAAGCUGCACCCCAAAAAAGAAAAUUAGAUUCAUCUUCUGAGGAUAGCUCCCAAGAUGAUGACACCAGUGAUGAGCAAGUUAUAAAAAAGAAAAGAGUCAAUCCUCUAGACGCAUCCAUUGAUUCUGCUGGAUCAGAAGAUGAAUGGGAAAGACAGGAAGCUAUAGUAUUGAAACUGCAAAAUGAAUUUCCAAACUUGGACAAAGAGGAACUAAGGGAUGUACUCAAGGAACAUGACUGGAUGUUUAAUGAAGCCUUGGAAUCACUAAGACUAUUUGCAGAAGAUCCGGAAGCAGAUCCCCAGCAGCCUUCUCCAAGCCAAGUUCCAAAUGGCCAAGAAGUCUCCACAAAUAGGGAAAAUCACCAUAAAAACAGUACUAAAGUGAAGCUGAAGCAGAAAUAUGCCGGGAAGACCCAGAACGGCUUUGACAAAAAGGAAAAAGGCAGAAGAGUUGUUUGGAACCCUAAAAGAGAAAUGCAGGAUUCUGAAUCCGAAUCGGGCUCCGAAGGUGGCAGCUCCCUAGAUGAGGACUACAGCAGUGGUGAUGAAGUGAUGGAGGAUGGCUACAAAGCUAAAAUCCUUCACUUCCUACAGGAUGCUUCCCUUGGCGAACUGACUCUGAUCCCUCAGUGCUCGCAAAAAAAGGCUCAGAAGAUAACAGAGCUCCGGCCCUUUAACAGUUGGGAAGCUCUGUUCACAAAAAUGUGCAAGACAAAUGGCCUGUCAGAGGAUUUAAUAUGGCACUGUAAAACUUUGAUCCAAGAAAGAGAUGUUGUUAUAAGGCUCAUGAACAAAUGUGAAGACAUUUCCAAAAAACUGACAAAGCAAGUGACAAGACUCACUGAAAAUGGUGCUGGAUGGAACAUAGAGCAGCCUUCUAUUCUAAACCAAAGUAUGUCUCUGAAGCCUUAUCAGAAAAUUGGUUUGAAUUGGCUCGCAUUGCUACAUAAACAUGGACUGAAUGGCAUUUUAGCUGAUGAAAUGGGUUUGGGCAAAACAAUUCAAGCCAUUUCCUUCCUGGCAUACCUCUACCAGCAGGGUAAUAAAGGCCCUCAUCUGAUUGUCGUUCCUGCUUCAACUUUAGACAACUGGAUAAGGGAGGUCAAUCUGUGGUGCCCUGACCUUAAUGUUCUCUUUUAUUAUGGCUCUCAAGAGGAUCGCAAGCAGAUUAGAUAUGACAUUCAUAAUAAAGUUGUAGACUUCAAUGUGAUCGUAACCACGUAUAAUUGUGCCAUCAGCAGUACAGAUGAUCGUAGUUUAUUUCGACGGCUGAAACUUGACUAUGCGAUCUUUGAUGAGGGCCAUAUGCUGAAGAAUAUGAGUUCUGUACGCUACCAGCACCUUAUGACCAUAAAUGCGAAGAAUCGUUUGCUGCUAACAGGUACUCCUGUUCAGAAUAAUCUGUUGGAACUAAUGUCUCUCUUGAAUUUUGUCAUGCCUCAUAUGUUCAGUAGUAGCACCAGUGAAAUCCGAAGAAUGUUCUCUUCCAAAGCAAAAUCAGCUGAAGAACAAAGUAUAUAUGAAAAAGAGAGAAUUGCUCAUGCCAAGCAAAUUAUAAAGCCAUUUAUUCUGAGGAGAGUGAAAGAAGAGGUCCUUAAGCAGCUACCUCCCAAAAGGGAUCGCAUCGAGUUGUGUGCCAUGUCAGAAAAACAGGAGCAGCUCUACUACGACCUUUUCAACAAAAUGAAGAAAUCUAUCCACAGCAUGGAGAAAAAUACAGAAAUGGGCAAUGUCAUGAUGCAGCUAAGAAAAAUGGCUAAUCAUCCUUUAUUACAUCGCCAAUAUUACACGACAGAAAAACUCAAGACAAUGUCAAAGCUUAUGCUAAAGGAACCCACACAUUGCGAUGCUAACCCUGACCUCAUUUUUGAAGACAUGGAAGUUAUGACGGACUUUGAGCUGCAUUUACUUUGUAAGCAGUAUGGGCAUAUCAGUGACUUCAAGUUAGAAAUGGAUUUGAUUUUGGAUUCUGGAAAAUUCAAAACUUUGGAAUACAUUUUGGCUGAACUGAAGCAAAAGGGUGACAGAGUUGUACUCUUUAGCCAAUUUACAAUGAUGUUGGACAUCUUAGAAGUUCUUCUAAAACAUCACCAGCACAGAUAUCUUAGAUUGGAUGGAAAGACUCAGAUUUCUGAAAGAAUACAUCUUAUAGAUGAGUUCAAUACAGAUAUGGGCAUCUUCGUGUUCCUGCUGUCAACGAAAGCGGGUGGCCUUGGGAUCAAUCUGACAUCAGCAAACGUGGUGAUCCUGCAUGAUAUUGAUUGCAACCCUUAUAAUGAUAAGCAAGCAGAAGAUCGAUGUCAUAGAGUGGGUCAGACUAAGGAAGUACAAGUUAUAAAACUAAUAAGCCAAGGGACGAUUGAAGAAUCCAUGCUUAAAAUCAACCAACAUAAAUUGAAGCUAGAACAAGAUAUGACCACAGCAGAUGAAGGAGAUGAAGGAACCAUGCCUGCAGAUAUAGCCAGUUUACUAAAAACGUCAUUAGGGCUCUAAAUUCAAGAGGACUGGCAUUCCUCACCGAGAAGAAAACAUCAGUGCGGUGCACCCCGGAAUUUUUACAUUACGAUGGUCAUGGGUUUUAUGAACAUUUAUAACUUUUUGUAAUUUCCAUACUGUAUUUCUCAUGGUAUUGAAGUU
Molecule: messenger RNA, 3242 nt
Organism: Tachyglossus aculeatus (Australian echidna)
Lineage: Eukaryota; Metazoa; Chordata; Mammalia; Monotremata; Tachyglossidae
Gene: SMARCAD1
Product: SWI/SNF-related, matrix-associated actin-dependent regulator of chromatin, subfamily a, containing DEAD/H box 1
Exons: 23
Coding region: 42-3098 (1018 amino acids)
Cellular component (GO): nucleus
Molecular function (GO): ATP binding; DNA binding; chromatin binding
Source: RefSeq, a predicted model, not a curated record